GAGUGGAGGCAUUCCGCCUUUGAGGGACGAAUAAUUUCUGCUUCCUGUUUCUCUGAUGGUCCCUCUUUUUUUCUCCUUCCCAGAGAUUUCAGUACGUGACAUCAACACACACAGGACACCAUGAAGUAGAGAGAGGCUGUGCUGUCUGCUUGUUGCAACCAGAAGAGGAAAAAAGGAUUAAACAAAAACAUAUAUACGUAUAGGAAGGGAGUUCAGAGAUGUGAAAAAUGUCAGGAGGUUGUUCAUGUCCUGGGUGCUCGUCUAAGUCAUUCAAACUGUACUCGCCAAAGGAACCCCCUAACGGCAACGCAUUUCCUCCCUACCACCCAGGCAGCAUGCUGGAUCGCGAUGUCGGUCCGACACCAAUGUAUCCUCCGACUUACCUGGAGCCUGGUAUUGGGAGACACACACCUUACAUGAAUCAAACUGACUACAGGAUAUUCGAGCUCAACAAACGAUUGCAGAACUGGGCAGAGGAAUGUGACAAUCUCUGGUGGGAUGCCUUUACCACAGAGUUUUUUGAAGAUGAUGCCAUGUUAACCAUCACCUUCUGUUUGGAAGACGGACCAAAGCGAUACACUAUUGGCCGGACUUUGAUCCCACGCUAUUUCCGCAGUAUCUUCGAGGGAGGAGCAACUGACCUGUACUAUGUCCUCAAACAUCCAAAGGAAUCAUUCCACAAUAAUUUUGUAUCAUUGGACUGUGACCAGUGCACAAUGGUGACACAACACGGGAAGCCCAUGUUCACUAAGGUAUGCGUGGAGGGGCGGUUAUAUCUGGAGUUCAUGUUUGAUGAUAUGAUGAGAAUUAAGACCUGGCAUUUUAACAUCCGGCAACACCGUGAGCUGAUCCCACGCAGCAUCCUUGCAAUGAAUUCCCAGGACCCACAGAUGCUGGAUCAGUUGUCAAAGAACAUCACAAGAUGUGGCCUGUCCAACUCUACUCUCAACUACCUCCGACUCUGUGUUAUUUUAGAGCCAAUGCAGGAGUUGAUGUCCAGGCAUAAAACCUACAGUUUAAGCCCAAGGGAUUGCCUCAAAACAUGCCUGUUCCAAAAGUGGCAGCGGAUGGUUGCUCCCCCUGCUGAACCAGCCAGGCAGGCACCAAGCAAACGCAGGAAAAGGAAAAUGUCUGGGGGCAGCACCAUCAGCAGUGGCCCAAAUUCCAACGCCAACAGCAACAACAAAAAGAAGAGUCCGGCUAGUAGCUUUGCGCUGUCCAGUCAGGUACCUGACGUGAUGGUGGUGGGUGAGCCCACCCUGAUGGGGGGCGAGUUUGGCGAUGAGGACGAGCGGCUUAUCACACGUUUGGAGAAUACACAGUAUGAUGCAACCAAUGGCAUAGACGACGAGGACAGCUUCAACAACUCCCCUGCGCUGGGAGCCAACAGCCCCUGGAACAGUAAGCCUCCAUCGAGCCAAGAGAGCAAGUCAGAGAACCCAACAUCACAGGCCUCACAGUAAAGAUGUACAAGACAGCCAGUGCCGUUCCAAAACCCAAAAUAAAUCUACCUUUCAAAGUAAAAAACAAGUGGAGGUACCGGGGGCUGGUUUGUCACUGUGCAACCAACUUGUGCCGCCAAUGAUGCAAGCAUCAAUCACUGAUCUCUCCUUCCCAAACUAUCACUAAUUAUUGGAUAUAAUACCUGCUUCUAUAGAUUUUCUUAGCUACUUCAAAGUAUUUUCAUUUUAAUUAUCUGUCUUUGAAAAAAAGUGUUAAUAAACAGCUUGCUGCUGAGAAGAUUUAAAACCUGCGCCAAUUCUAGCUCCUCUCUGUUCCUGCUGAGCGUUCUGUCAUUUGGGCUUUGGACAGGAAAAGAAAUUGCUGUUCUAGAGGCUUCCACAGCUGGCACAGUAGGCAAAUGAGCCACCCGUGCAUUCUGGGUUGUACGGACCAGGAUUUUCCGAAGUUCGGUCUCCUGGACUGUGCUGCGAUAACUGAUUUCAGCAGAGAAUAUGAGCGGGGACGGGUUGCUACAAUUGGCCUCAGUUAGGGGCCCCACUCGUCUGUAUGAUCACCAUCUGGUGACAUAGAUAUGAUACCAUUGCAUGAUUGUUGAGUGAAGAUGGCACUGUGAUGCCCAAUGUGGUUGAAUAGCGCACAGCCACAUACUCUCUUAGAUUUCAUGAAGAAUGGAACACCUGGACAGGCAAUUUGUGCCAAUGGCGCUGUAAGUGAUAAGUGAGAAUGGGGUAAACACUGGGGAUGGGGGAGGGGGUGUUGAUUCUUGGUAUCCAGAUUUUCUGUUUCUUCAUCAAUAAGACUUCUAGAAACCACAUCCCCACAUAAACUCCUUAGCGUGAGUUUCCAAGACAAAUCUACAGUGACACACACAUCUGAAUCCGCCAAACCCCUGCAUUUUUAAAGCAGCGAUGGACUCCAUGGCUUGUAUAUUCUUUGAAAGGAUAUUGAUGAUUUUAUUGCAUGGUAUUCAAAAAACAUUUAAGCUUAUUUGUUAGUAAAGUAUUCAUAGAAAUUGUGAUGAUUCUCUCCAGACCUUCAGAAGCUGAUUCAAUGAAUAGAUAAGUUCAGUAAAUCAGACACAUCCCAGGUGUGUCGCUCCUGGGCAAAGCUGAAUUUGGCAUCUUGCUCAGGGCAAUGCCAUGGGCACUACACUUGGCCUCAGCACCCUUGGGCUGGAGGGGCAAAAACACCUGGUCAUGACUGAUAUCCCGUGAUUAAUACUGGAAAAUUACUGUGUCUGGAUAUAAUGUGAGGACAGAAUCAAUCUUGGCUGUGAUAACUCUCUUAGUUAAAUACCCUGCUACCACUCACUGUCUUAGCAUGUAUGUGAAGACUGGCCGUUUAAAUGCGGUGCUGGAGACCCCUUCAAGUUCUGACUGAUGCUGACAGAUCUUCUGCUGCUUUCUGAUGUUUCAGAUUUCAUACGUAGAUUUGUCAUUUCAAUUGUUGGUCUUUGGCCAUGCUUAGACAUUAUUGUCCAUGAGGUAGGUAUCUUGUCAAGUUUUAUUUUAAUACAGGAUGCCUCUCAUGGUUUGGAGUGCAAAUAUUUCCAAAUCUGCUCUUUAACUAACGCAACAAACUAGUUCUCUUUUUAAUGUGCAUUGUGAAACUGGUCAAGGAUCACACAAGUUCUUGACCUAAAUCAACUGGAACAGUGAAUCUAUUGUUUUGGGUCCUGUGAGCUAGAGUCUAGAACCUCACAGUGGAUCUAGUGGUUAUGGAUCCUGUGAACUGAGAUUCCAAAGUGCUCCUCUGUACAGUGCAGUACUUUUACACACUCUUGGGGAGAUUGCUCAGCUUUGACUGUAGCCUGCAUUUCAAUUUUAAAUAAAAAGAACUUGCAUUUAUAUAGCGCCUUUCACAACUUCAGGACGUCCCAAAGAGUUUUACAGCCAAUUACUGUAAAGUUUUGAAGUUUAAUCAUGAUUGAAAUGUAGGAAAAUUAAGUCCUAAUGGUUGUAGAGUCUGCAGGUCUGUAUUGGACAAAUGCAUCUCUACCUAGUAGAUUUCUAAGUAUUAAUACAAAAAUAAAGAAAUAGUUAAUAUAGUCACUUGGUGGUACAGAUCUAGAAUGUGGGAGAAAGUGAGGACUGCAGAUGCUGGAGAUCUGAGUCAAAAAGUAUGGUGCUGGAAAAGCACAGCAGGUCAGGCUCCUUGGAUGCUGCCUGACCGGCUGUGCUUUUCCAGCACCACACUUUUUGAUUCCGAUCUAGAAUAUGCUGAGAAAAGAAAUUUAGUGCAAGAUAAAAAGCUUAGGCAAAUUGUCUCUUUUCAGUAAGAUUCAAACAGAUAAUAUAUGAAAAUCAGACAAAAAACAGGAAUUGUAGGAAAGACAUAGUAAAAGUAUAAGAAUAUAUUUUGGAUGUCCAGAUUGCAAGUUUUGGCAUGGAGUGGUAUUAGAUUGCGAAAAGGGGUCCACACCCAAAACAUUAACCUGCAAUUUCUCUUUACAGACACUGACAGAUCCACAGUGUGUUUCUGGUGUCUUUUCUUACCGUAGUCUGAUAAAAAUGCAUUCCAAAUGAGACAGUUUAGAACCAGUCCUGAAUCCUAGCACUGUGAUCCAGUUGAUUGAUGUCAAUGCUGUUCCUUUGCUGGAUUCAGUUGGAGAUGCCAUGGAGAUGAACUACUGGUUGCCACUGACACAUCAGAAUCAAUAAAUAAGUCAAUCCUGUGCUGUGGGGUUGUGUUAAUGACCUUGGAAAGGCUUAACUGAACCAUACAUUGAUGUAGACAGUCAACAAGCACAGUAUGCAUGUACAAAGUCUUGACAGUAGCACUGUCAAUCAGACUUGCCCCUUCUCCUCAUCCCCACCUCUUAAAAGGGAAUACAGUUUCUGGAAAAUGUAUAUCUGUAAUAGUACCUUUUUAAACAAAAAUGUUUUUGAAGUUAAAGUUUUGCCAGAAUGAACUUUACCCGCCACACCUAACCCCUGGUACCUAUUUGAACAGAGACAGUGAGGUGGAAACAGAGAAUUCUUGGCUGCUUGACAUGAUUUUCUACUUGGCUGUAAAUCUGUAGAGAGACAGUACAAAUAUAAGAUGCACAUUGUCUUGUUUUAUACAGCAAAAGAAAUCUGGAAAAAAAUUAAAAAGGCAUAAUGCUGAACAAUUUCCCCUCAAAAUUGUUUGUAAUGUUUUUUAAUGUUAUCUUGUGUAGGGGAAAUGUGUUUUAUUUUCUUUGUUUCAAAGCCUUUCCUUGUUCCGUGUAUCUCUGCUUGUAUAUUAAAUGCUAGUACUUAACGAUCUGUAUUGCUG
Hemiscyllium ocellatum (epaulette shark) is the source of this 4722-nucleotide messenger RNA. It is a transcript of the gene ldb1a, whose product is annotated as LIM domain binding 1a. Lineage: Eukaryota; Metazoa; Chordata; Chondrichthyes; Orectolobiformes; Hemiscylliidae. The record is from RefSeq and is a predicted model, not a curated record. Bases 228 to 1463 code for a protein of 411 amino acids. Gene Ontology annotation, biological process: positive regulation of transcription by RNA polymerase II; negative regulation of transcription by RNA polymerase II; nervous system development. Gene Ontology annotation, molecular function: LIM domain binding. Gene Ontology annotation, cellular component: transcription regulator complex; nucleus. The transcript is spliced from 11 exons.